UUGAUCUUUUCACUUCCUUCUCCCUUGAUAAACCAUUAGAUUACAUUCCUAAAUUUAGUCCCCAAAGUCUGUUUCCUUUUGUGGACACUGACUCAUUCUUGAAACUAAACACCAAAGUCCAACAAUCGAAAUUCAUUACUUGGUUACACUGGCUAACCUGUCCCUUCAGAGCUCAACAAUUUACCCAGCACAGACUUAACCUUUUCUACUUAAAAACCCACUGUUAAAAAGCCUGCUGCUUGCUGUUUGCCUUUGCCUGAUCAAGAGACAGGCUCCCAACGCCAUGCUUGCCCUGCUGGGUUAAUAAAUCUCCUUGUGCUGAGAAUUGUGUGUCUGAGUGUGUUCUGUACUGUCUCUGAGAGGCUCACUUACACUGUGUGUGUGUGUAUGUGUGUCCUUCCUAAUCCUGAGACUCAGAGAUUGAUAGUAGGCCUGAAUAUUCAGAUGUCUCAAAGAUUUCAGGUGAUAUAAGUCCUGAAGCCAGGGAGCCCCACAUUGAGCCUCACUGCUCUCAGCUUUGUGCUCAUCCUGGUCCCUCAUUGGAAUUCCCUUGGGUGUUUAUAAAGCCAUACUCAUGUAGUCCCUCCUCCAUGGCACUACAGAUUAUGAGUUCUAGGUAUCCUUGUAAGGAGAAAAAAUAUCUGUUCUCAAGACAGUGGAAAUGUCAUUGAAGAUUUCAGAUAGACCCCGAUCUGUGGCACAGACUCCUCAGACACUCUUAGCCAGCUAGUCUGCCCCUGUAGGUCUACUGAGGGAGCUCAUGUACUCCUGUCUCCUUUCCUAUUGACACCCAGCCUUUCCUGGCCCUGGGACAGUGAGGCAAGUCUAAUGCACAUCAGGAGGUCCAGUACAUGGAAUUCAGGGUGUAAAUUCCAGUGGGCUAGGGUAGUAUUAGAACCUUAAUUCAUGUGGUCCCUGACACCCGUGUUCAUGGGGUUCUUUGCUCCUGGGGCCAUGUCCUACCACAGGCUGAAAUAUGAGCUUGAGAUGCUGAAAACAGAGCAUAAGAAGGAGAUGUCAGAUGUGAAGAAAUUCCCCAAGGAGAUUUGUGAGGUCUCGUACAAGUGCAAGGAGCUGAGUGAGCAGACCAACUCCUACCGCACCCUCUACAGUCAGCUCCUGAGGGAAAGGACUCAGCUAAAGGAAAAAGUGAGCAUGUUGAAAGAGGACAACAGAAAGCUGCAGGGGGAGCAGAUUUUACUACAAGAGUCCUGCGAGGAGGCGAGAAGGCUCUGUGAGGAGGCCCAUGAGAAGAUCUAUGACCUCUGGACAAAGCAGCAGCAUGUAGGUUGAAGCAGCAGGGCCAAACUGCCCACUUGUCUAACCAUACACACACAUAUACACACACCUAUGUAACCAUCUACUCACUCAUCCACCUGACCCAUCCCAUCCAAUAGUUCAUUUCUCUGAUCAUUCACAAGUCAUUCUGGGGAGUUAGCCUCUUGGAAGGCACUGCAUCACUGGCAAGCAAACCCUACUGCUCUGUUAGAAGCUGCAGUCCAUCGAGGGAGAUGGGUAAAUUACAUGUCACUCACUGAUAUGGUAGUACGGAAAGAGCAGUGCUAUGAUGGGAGCCACAUAGGGAGUAGCACAGAGAUCUGAGUGAGUGAGUUCAAGGGUUCUGGGUCUCACUUGCUUUGCACAGGUCAUAUGAGAUCAGAGGCAGAAACAGUAUGGAAG
Peromyscus californicus insignis is the source of this 1680-nucleotide messenger RNA. Its product is annotated as disks large homolog 5-like. Lineage: Eukaryota; Metazoa; Chordata; Mammalia; Rodentia; Cricetidae. The coding region runs from base 907 to 1293 and encodes 128 amino acids. The transcript is spliced from 2 exons. The record is from RefSeq and is a predicted model, not a curated record.